CUGAAACCAUUAAAUUAAAUAUUUCUGAAAUUUUUAUAUUCGGGCGUUAUGUCGCACUAUGCGGCGUAUUGAGUCGAUAUUUCAAAAAAGUUUAAUCUAGCGAAUUAAUUCGCUAGAUUAAACUUAACUGAAAAUAAAUAUCACCACUCAACUCAGCAUGGUCGAUUACCUAUAUUUCGAGGUUUUUCCGAGUGAUCCAAGGUGGCCGAAAUCGCGGCUCUCAGGAAACUAUUUAUAUUUCCUGAACAGCACAAGCUAAAGAGCUGGGCCUUGUGUACAUCAAUAGAGAACAAUUUUCUCUAUCGAAUGGGUGUAUUAGAAUUUCAAAUCCAAUGGGGAAUCUUUUCUCCAGGCAGUGUCCAAUAUGUCAAGCGAAAACUCACCUGAUUGUCAAUUGUUGACCAACCAGCUUUCGAUAUUUCUUAAUAAAGAAUAUUAUUCUCUUUCAAAUGUUGAAAACUGCAGGUCUCUAGCUGCUUCCUAUCCGGAGUUAUUCAACUUACAACCGACUCCAUUGUCCAUUGAAAUGGACAGUAGUAACUUUUUUUUCAGCUGUAGGGAAGAUAUCAGCUUAUUGAAAGUGACACUUGUCGUCUCUCUAUAUCGAUAACGGUAGUCACAAGGCCAGGUAUUCUUCCUUCGUUUUUUCAAUCUACAGUUACAAAGAAUAAUGCAACUUGAUGGAAUGAAAUGUAAGCGCAGUUCACUUAUUAAUUUUUCCAAUGAUUAAUUGAUUAUAGUUCAAUAGUACUUUAUGACGAAGUUUAAUUUUUAUGUUUGUAGGAUGCCGUUUGUUACAAUCCACCAAAUUUGAUUUGCACCACUGAUGAUUGUAGGCCAUGCAGCACAGUCUGGAUUAAUGAAAACAAAACAGAAGUGAAAUGCACAAAUGAAACAAUCGUUAUACCAACAAAACUAACGACCACUGACCCAUGUCCAACUCGAACAUAUUGUAUCAUAAGUCCAUGUCUGGUACUUCAUUGUUAA
Messenger RNA from Didymodactylos carnosus, 987 nucleotides. The record is from the annotation of a GenBank genome assembly. Lineage: Eukaryota; Metazoa; Rotifera; Eurotatoria; Philodinida; Philodinidae.